Linepithema humile (Argentine ant) is the source of this 1877-nucleotide messenger RNA. RefSeq names its product sorbitol dehydrogenase. Gene Ontology annotation, biological process: D-sorbitol catabolic process. The record is from RefSeq and is a predicted model, not a curated record. NCBI's taxonomy places the organism in Eukaryota, Metazoa, Arthropoda, Insecta, Hymenoptera, Formicidae. Gene Ontology annotation, molecular function: L-iditol 2-dehydrogenase (NAD+) activity; zinc ion binding.
GCGAAGCAUAUACAUGUAACUGCGGCGCGUGUAUAUAUAGCAGCGAGUUCUCACUCGAGCACUAGUUCUCUUCUUGUUCUGUCCGUUCGUUUAUUAAAAUAUUCGGAAGCACGAAUCUUCGACGCAAACGGAUCACUAUUUUUCAAAUCCGUGGGAAAAUGGCUAAGGACAAUCUCACCGCUAUACUAUACGGCAUCAACGAUUUACGUCUGGAGAACACUAACAUCGAGGAACCAGGAGACGAUGAGGUGCUUCUGGAAAUGGGGUGUGUAGGAAUCUGCGGAUCAGAUGUCCAUUAUCUCGUAAAUGGUAGGAUCGGCGACUUUAUAGUGAAGAAACCCAUGAUCAUUGGUCAUGAAUCUUCCGGUACUGUCGCUAAACUUGGGAAAAAUGUUAAGAAUUUGGAGGUCGGUGAUCGUGUUGCCAUCGAACCCGGUGUUCCCUGCAGGACUUGCACGUUUUGUAAAGAGGGACGUUACAACUUGUGCAAGGAUAUAGUGUUUUGUGCAACUCCACCUGUGCAUGGCAGCCUAAGACGUUAUUACAAACACGCAGCUGAUUUUUGCUUUAAGUUACCUGAUCACGUAAGCUUAGAGGAAGGAGCACUUUUAGAGCCGUUAUCAGUAGGAGUGCAUGCUUGCAAACGAGGCGGAAUCGGAAUUGAUUCUAAAGUAUUAAUUCUGGGAGCUGGUCCCAUCGGUCUGGUGACGUUGUUAGUAGCCAAAGCCAUGGGCGCAAGCAAAGUGGUUAUCACGGAUAUUGUAGAAAGUAGACUGAAAAUGGCAAAGAAACUCGGCGCUGAUAAUACGUAUCUGGUACAAAAGGAUAGAUCGGAGAAAGAUGCAAUAGCUGAUAUUCACGCAAUUUUUGGAGAUGAACCAAACAGGACAAUAGAUGCUUCUGGUGCACAAGCAUCGAUUCGUCUGGCAAUUCUCGCAACCAAAUCUGGUGGAGUCGUGGUAUUGGUGGGAAACACUGCUCCAGAAGUACAAAUUCCACUAAUUAACGCACUAGUUAGGGAAGUUGAUAUCAGAGGUAUCUUCCGAUAUGCAAAUGACUAUGACGAUGCGUUGAAUCUUGUUGCAUCUGGCAAGAUAGAUGUGAAGCCAUUGAUCACUCAUAACUAUAAAAUAGAGGAAACCAAGAAAGCCUUUGAGACCAGCAGAACUGGAGCAGGUGGAGCUAUUAAAGUUAUGAUUCACUGUAAAUAAUAAGUGAGUUAUAGAAGGAUUCAGAGUGUCAGAAUGUCAAAUGCAAUCAUAAUUUUCUGCAAAAAACACUAUGUGAUAAAAUUAUAGAUUGUAAUAUGUUAAAUUACAUAAUGUUAUUUGAAAUUUUUGUGUAGACAGUAAGCCUUAACUUACUUGUUUACAUAUUAUCUCGUAUCACAAUAUGAAAUGUUAAUCUAUAUAUGAUGUAUAUUUUAUCUUUUUAAUAGAAUCUUUUUAAUAAAAAUUACAAUUUGAUUGAAUACCAUGAUUUUUAAUAUCAUUGUACAGACAUUGUAUAAAUAUGUAUAAUACCUUUGACUAUAAAAAUAUGGACUGCUAGUUACCUCCACUUUCCCUAUCAACUUGGCUUCAGCAGUCCAUAUUUUCAUAGUCGAAGUAUAAUAUAUAAAAAAUAUAUAAUAUAUAAAAUUCGAAUAUAAUAUAUAAUAAGUCGAAUAUAAUAUAUAAAAUUUUUACGAGACAUAGACAUUUCUUAUAUUUCUUCGACUUUUAUUUGAUUAUUUAUAGUUUUUGUGGAACUAUGUUCCUUUUGCCAAAGAAUAGAGGAUUGUGAUGUUAAUAUAACUUUGUUUGACUUUGUACGGUUACGUUAUGUUAGUGUGACUUUUGUUUAUUUCUGGUUAAUAAAUAAUGGAUCUUAAUAAA